Molecule: messenger RNA, 2376 nt
Organism: Panicum hallii
Lineage: Eukaryota; Viridiplantae; Streptophyta; Magnoliopsida; Poales; Poaceae
Product: protein NDL1-like
Exons: 10
Coding region: 1284-2249 (321 amino acids)
Source: RefSeq, a predicted model, not a curated record
GGUUGGGGCCUUGGGGGGCGCGGAUUGAGAGGUUUGGACUGGAUGGCCGGUUGAAGCCAAGAUGGUAAUCUUGGGUUUUUGCUUCGCUUCGAUUUAGUUCCUUGCGUGGUAGGGUUAGCUGUUCCAAAGGAAGCUGCGUUUCUUGAUUUUUUUCCCCACCAACUGAGCUUGCUUGUUUUGGGUGCAUUGUAGUAUUGGUUUCAGAUUCAAGCAUUAUUUUCUUGUAGGAUUUGUCGAAUCAGGUUUGUGGUUUAUCGUAGUUUGAAUUUGAAGUUCGACCACUAAAUUGUAAUUUCGGGGCGCACUGGCUUCUAGAUUAAAUUUCGUUGUCCUUCCUGCUUUGCCCUCUUUGCGCUGCCCCUGCCCCACAUCCGUAUCGUCGUUUGCUACCACUAGCUUGCCACUUGCUUCAUGCGCCUCGGUGUAUGCUUAAUUGACAGCCGUCGCGUUGCAUCGGUGAGGUGAAAUUUUUCGGGUUGCGGCCUCAAGUGGGUGUUGGCCUCUACCUGCCUUUGCCCAUGCCGAUUUCUUUUCUCUGGUAUAUGGUCCUCGUUUAGUCAUGUGGUCCUACACUCCUACAUGAUUUUGUGUACCUUGCUGAUUCGAUUUAAGUAAUCAGUUGCCUGCUAUGUGCGUGCUUAUCACCAGAAGAAAAGAAACCAUAAAGAUGUGAUUUUGACGCUUUUGGGGUGUAGCUUGGUUGUCCUAACUGCCCCUUUUUAUUUCUCUAUAACCAAUCAUGUUAUCUCCGAUUCUUUAGCUGUGCUUUUGAGCACAAACUUCCUCUAAAUAUCCCAUCGCUUUCUGGAAGCAACUUAAGCAGGCAACUGAUUCAGUGGUUUAGCUGGGCUUUCUUAGAUGCUAUAUUUAGCAGGAAACUGUUAGUGUCAUAACUUAAGCAGGCAACCAUCUAGAUCUCACCAGUCUGCAAAUUGAAUGGAAACAAGGUCUAAUCGAUUUAAGGUACCCUUUUUUCUGUAUGGAUGCUACUCUAACUUUAUUUGUUGGUUGGGGGGUUGCAGAGCUUCUACAUGGUCUGUGAAAUCUAAUGCAGUUAAAUUUGAUCUUCCAUGUAGCUAUAAAACUGUGAUAUCAAUAUUUUAUGAUGAACUACUCAUCCUUUGCUUGUACAGAAAUAGUUCUCGACAAAUCAGUAGAAAGGGACUUCGGAAAGAAACUAGGAACAUCAUAUACAAACAAACCAUGGAUCUGUAUCUGUUGCCAUAUAUGGUGACCAUGAUAAGCCUGCUCUUAUUACUUAUCCAGAUAUUGCCUUGAACCAUAUGUCUUGUUUCCAAGGACUGCUCUUCUGUCCUGAAGCAGCUUCAUUGCUGCUCCAUAAUUUUUGCAUUUACCAUAUCAGCCCCCCAGGACAUGAGUUAGGAGCUGCUCCGAUUUUGCUGAGCACACCGGUGGCAUCUGUUGAUGAUUUAGCAGAUCAAGUUGCAGAUGUACUUGAUUUCUUUGGAUUGGAUUCUGUUAUGUGUUUAGGUGUCACUGCAGGCGCAUACAUUCUUACUCUAUUUGCAACCAAGUACAGAGAACGAGUACUAGGACUUAUCCUUGUUUCACCUCUAUGUAAAGCUCCCUCAUGGUCAGAGUGGUUUUAUAAUAAGGUAAUGUCAAAUUUGUUAUAUUAUUAUGGCAUGUGCAACGUGGUAAAGGAUAUUUUGUUGCAGCGCUACUUGGGCAAGGGAGUACGUGGAUGCUCUAAUGAACCUGAAUCAGAUAUUGUGCAGGCUUGUAGAAGUUUUCUAGAUCAACGGCAGGGCAUGAACGUGUGGCGGUUUAUUCAGACUAUCAAUGAGUAUAUCCCUUUCCUUGUCCAAUUCUUAUAUGAUGAACUCAUACCUAGAUAUGUAGAAUCAAUAUCCUGCCAUGAUUUAUACAGGAGAAAAGACUUGACAGAAAACCUGAACCAGCUGCAGUGCAGAACUCUUAUUUUUGUUGGUGAGAAUUCCCAGUUCCAUGCUGAGGCUGUUUACAUGACUGCAAAGCUUGAUAGCCGAUAUAGUGCUCUUGUGGAGGUACAAGCUUGUGGGUCAGUUGUGACCGAGGAACAGCCACAUGCAAUGCUUAUACCAAUGGAAUACUUCUUCAUGGGAUACGGUUUGUACAGGCCAAGCCAGAUAAACUGCAGCCCUCGCAGCCCUCUGAAUCCGUUCUGCGUAUCGCCGGAGCUCCUCUCGCCCGAGAGCAUGGGGGUGAAGCUAAAGCCAAUCAAGACGCGAGCCAACCUCAAAGUGUAGGAACAGAUGAUGAGAAGAUGUAGGAACUGAUGUGUAUUCCUUGAAUUUUUUUUUUUGUGUGUGUGGUGGAGUGACAUAGCUGUUGUUACCAUGAUGUACAUAGAAAAGAGGUUAGGUCGGUGAGGGU